Molecule: messenger RNA, 2750 nt
Organism: Austrofundulus limnaeus
Lineage: Eukaryota; Metazoa; Chordata; Actinopteri; Cyprinodontiformes; Rivulidae
Product: vasopressin V2 receptor
Biological process (GO): cellular response to hormone stimulus; G protein-coupled receptor signaling pathway; regulation of systemic arterial blood pressure by vasopressin
Cellular component (GO): plasma membrane
Molecular function (GO): peptide binding; vasopressin receptor activity
Source: RefSeq, a predicted model, not a curated record
CACACACACACACACAUGCAGCAGACUCAGCAUGGAUGCAGUGAGUGUAUGCAGCAGCAGAUCAGGUUUUGCUGCGUCCUGCAGAUGCUUCCCGGGACACUGAGGACAAGCAGACCAAUAUGCCCGUCUUCAUGAUAACAGAGACCUACCAGACCACGGACCGGUCCACAGUUUCUGAGACCCCGACGGGCACAAACAUGACAGAGUGGGAGCGAGACGCCCUGCUGGCUGUGGCAGAGGUGUUGGUGCUGGCAGUGGUCCUCCUGCUGACGUUACUGGGGAACGGGUUAGUGUUGGUGGUGCUGCUGAAGCAGAGACACAUCCACAGUCCUCUGCACCAGUUCAUGCUCAACCUGUGUGUGGCUGACCUGGUGGUAGCGUUGUUCCAGGUUCUACCACAGCUGGUGUGGGAUGCUAAGGRUCGAUUUUCUGGCCCGGACUUCUUGUGUCGCCUGGUGAAAUACCUCCAGGUCCUGGGGAUGUUUGCCUCGUCCUACAUGAUCGUUGCAAUGACAGUGGAUCGAUAUUACGCCAUCUGCUUUCCCCUGCGGGCCCAUCGCAGCGGAGCCUCCAGGCGCUGGAACACCUUUAUUGUACAGGCAUGGGGUCUGUCCCUGCUGCUCAGUCUGCCACAGGUUUUCAUCUUCUCCCGUUCAGAAGUGGCUCCGGGGGUUUACGAAUGCUGGGGAACCUUUGCAGAGUCCUGGGGCCUCAAAGCCUACGUGACGUGGAUGACCCUGGCUGUCUUCAUCAUCCCUGUCCUCAUCAUCACUGUCUGCCAGGUUCGCAUCUUCAUGGAAAUUUAUCACAACCUGUACCAGAAAUCAGGGCGCCACCUGUCCCCCGCCCCUCUCCCCCCAGUGAGACAGGAAAGCCAGAGAGGAGGAGGUGGAGGGGAGGCCACUGCACCUGCUUGUGUCUCCCCCCUCACAUUCCACAACCCUGAGAGUCAGGGCAGCGUGGAUGCAGGUUCCACACAACAGAACCUGCCACUGAGUCCACUCAGGUCCAGCAGGGUCACAACACAGCCUGAACCUCACACCUGCAGCACAGCUGAGCUUCAGUCUGACCCAGCAGCACCCCCACACACACCCAAAGCCCCCCCUGCUGCUCAGGGUGGGGAGGUGACGGCGGCGAUGUCGAAGACGGUCAGGAUGACGCUGGUCAUCGUUYUGGUCUACUCCGUCUGCUGGGCCCCGUUCUUCAGCGUGCAGAUGUGGGCCGCCUGGGACCCUGAACCCCCUCAAGAAGUGGCCAGUCUGAACUCGUGCACCAACCCCUGGAUCUACAGCUGCUUCUCCAGCAGCGUGGCUCCAGAGCUGCGCCUGCUGCUGCUCUGUGGGGCCCGCUCUCUGCGCCGCACCUCUAUACCCAACGACUCCACCGCCACACACGCCUCCAACUGCUGAGGCCCCGCCCCAACCCGUCACGCCGCCGAGCUCGUCACUGUCGUCACAGUCAGGAGGACAUGAUGGCAGCUCCCCUCACUCCUGCUCAGUCUGCAGCUGAUGAAACAGGUGUUUAGACCUGAAGAUAGAAAAAAUAACACGAAGAGAGAAAUCAGGAAGAAGCAGCUGCUCUGGUCACUUUUACCUUGAGAACAAUUCAUUAUGUAAAGUAGAACUGAAAACUUCAAGUGAGUAAUGGGACAGGAAGUGGAAACUUGAACUCCUCUCCUCCUAUAGGAGACCACAGCUAUGAGCAGACGUGAAGACACGACGAAGGCGAGUCGGUUCCUCAUCAACCUGCUCCUGCAGCCCACACAGCUGGACCGUCCCAGACAUAUAAAACCUGUGUCCARGACGGGCUCAAUGUUUGCYUGUGGAGGUCCACCUGUGUUCACCAAGCCUGACAGGCUGGAGCUGCAAAUGUUUCAGACUUCGUGGGUUCAAGUGUAGCUUUUUUUUAAUAACCAACAGAGGAGUCUGGAAGUUUUUUUUCCUUUUUCUGCAGAAUCAUCAGGAGGUUUUGUUUGGAUGUGGAGCAGAUCAACACUCAGGAGGGUUUAGAACACCUGCAUUUAUCUGAGUUAACUUCAUGUCUUGUUUUUAGACAGGUUAGUGGUUGUCGACUCCAGACAUGAUAUAUUCUUUAUCUUUAARAUUAGCCUGUCCUCUCCUGGAUGGUUCCUGAGUUUUAUGACUUUCAUAAUGUUUAUUCUGUUGGGUUUGAAAUGCGAUACAAUAAAAACACUGGAGCAGAGUUAAAGGUUUUAGAGCCGCCCCUCUCCCUGCCUCACUUUAAGUCUCUCUGGAUGAGUCUACACCAUCAUCAGGGUCACCUGGUCUUUGUUUGAUAAUUCACCUGUGAAACUGCAGCUUCCUCCUUUUUUCAUUCAGGCAGUUUAUAAGUCAAAAUGAUUUACUCAAAUAUUGAAGGCAGAAGUGGACMUCAGAGGUUUGAUUGAUUUAAAAGAGAUCUGAAGCUGUUGGUUUUCUUACAUUCAGUUCCUUUUACCUCCUGUUAAAGGCAAAGAUGAACACUAACAUUUAUAAUUUGAUCUCAGCAUCUGUAAAACUGGCUGAGUUCGAGASGUUCUGUUGGCUCAGGUUGACCAGCUGCAGAUGUUUAACUCUGAUUUGACUGGAUAAGUUUAACAGUUGUUGAUAAAUUUAAAUUACUGACUUUCGUUAAAUUUAUGUGAAAGACAAGCUAAAGGCAGUAAAGCCCAAAGUUUUAGACCAGGGCUAUUCAACAUACGGCCCGCGAGUGACCAAAGUUCGGCCCARUGGUUCAUUCAUCUCUUAAGC